Caenorhabditis remanei is the source of this 486-nucleotide messenger RNA. RefSeq lists its product as uncharacterized. The transcript has 3 exons. Lineage: Eukaryota; Metazoa; Nematoda; Chromadorea; Rhabditida; Rhabditidae. The record is from RefSeq and is a predicted model, not a curated record. The coding region runs from base 1 to 486 and encodes 161 amino acids.
AUGCUUCGCUUCUUGCUUCUUCUUUUUUCCCUGUUUUCCUUUGGAUCCACUAUCGACGACCCGUGGGAUCACUUCGAGUUCGCAAUCACUUUCCAUUGUUAUGACAAGGGACGAAGUGAAUACAACUUGGUGAUUGAAUGGUGGGAGGAUGAUGCUCUCCCGAAAAUGGAGCAGAUCACUCAAUCGAAAUUCAUUCGUGCUAAAACUGGAAACUUCAGUUUUUCGAUGGCUGGAGCCAUGGAUGGAGAUGAACCCUGGUCUAAUGGAUACUCACCAGUCGCCUAUAUCACUCAUGAUUGUGAGAGAUAUGCACAGCCAAUUGAGUUGGAGAUGCAUGUCAACACUCAAUGUAAAGUUGGACAAAAAUCCUGUUACUACCGUAUCAUCCAGGAUAUCACCAGCCAAGAAGGAAAAAAAUACGUCAAUGCCGAUGCUCUGAAAAUGGGAGAUCUCACUCCGUUUCCAGAUUUCCACGAGGAUUUAUAA